AACCAUUCUCUGGAAAAUCUCACCAACCCGAAAAUUGUUUCAUGGCAUGUGGGUCUACUUAAUGCAUAUAUACAUCCAGAUGAUGUGAAGAUCAUCAAAGACUUAGCCAUAAGUCGGAAUUGUAGGCCUGAUUCUUCUGGUUGGCUAUUCAUAGAGACCGGUAAAUAUAUUGUGAAAUCAAGAUAUAAGAUUGAAUCUCUAUAUCCAGAUAAGGAACAAUGUACGGUUUCUUAUGGUUCGGAUACCAAACUGUUGUUGGCUUUUUUUCAUUUGGAAACUGAAAUGUUCUCCAAAGUUGUGAUAUUUUAUCUGCCAAGUUAUAUCGGGUACUAUACCGGUUGCAAAAAAUUUGAAAGCGCGGGGUAUUGACUGUGAUAUCCGAUGUAGUAUUUAUGGUGCAGAGGAAGAAUCAAUUAAUCAUGUUCUCUUUAUGUCCACUGCAAACAUGUCUUUAUCAAAAAUUUCAUUUCGCCCCCUCCCCCCGCCCACCCCCCUGAAAUUUUCACAACUCCUUCGUACUAAUAUAGAUUGUCUUUUCUGGAAAUUCUCCGAAAAAUAUGAUUUCAGCACCUUUCUUUGGAUCUUGUGGUAUAUUUUGAAUAACAAAACAAUAAGAUUUUUAAGAACAAAAAUGGUAACCCACAGAAAAUACUUCAGAUAGCGGAAGUCAAGAGAAUGGUGUGGGCAGAAGCUCAACUUACUAUUCUCCCGAAAGGCACAGUGUGGUUCUACCGGCAUUUGAUUGGCAAUCCUUAGGACAUUCCAUAAUCUGUUUUUCGAUGGUGCAUGAAAGGAGCAAGAUAAGUUCUCGAGACAGAGAUGGUUCUGUAGAACUGUAGGUUCAGAUGAGAAGAUGAUAGAGACAAUGAAUCCCCAAAGAACCUUUGAUAUGGGUCCUUAACUUUUAAGACAUAGUUUUUGUGGUGUCAUUACCGGAGAAUGGCCAAAUCAGUUCUGUUUGGCUUGAGACACUUUUUUGGAUCGGUUUGGCUUUUCGGGUUGUUUUUUUUCUACCCUAGGUUGACCGAAAAAAAAAAAGUUAUGAUAAAAAAGGUAAAGAGAUUGGAAACGCAAAGGUUUCCUUCAACUUCACGCCACGGUGAAUCACUGAUCGGCAUUAGAGAAAAAAAAAAGGAGAAAGAGAUAACUCUUCUUUCUUCAUCCCAUCACUAGAUCUCUCUCUCACCGUCGUCUUUUCUCCGCAGCAGCUAUGGUUUCCCCCACCAAACUCAAAUCCGUUGAUUUCUACAGGAAAAUCCCGAGAGAUUUGACAGAGGCGUCUCUCUCUGGCGCUGGCUUAUCCAUCGUAGCUGCUCUCGUUAUGAUGCUUCUCUUUGGAAUGGAGCUGAGUAGUUAUUUGGAAGUCACCACUACAACAGCUGUCGUUGUUGACAAGAGCUCUGAUGGGGACUUCUUACGCAUUGAUUUCAACAUCAGCUUUCCUGCCCUUUCUUGUGAAUUUGCAUCCCUUGAUGUGAAUGACGUGUUAGGAACAAACAGGUUGAAUAUAACAAAAACAGUUCGCAAGUUUCCAAUUGAUCCACAUUUAAAGGCCACCGGCGGAGAGUUCCACUCUGGCCUUGCAUCACAUCACAUCAACCAUGGAGAAGAAAUUAAGCAAGAGUUUCCUGAUGGUGCAAUACAAUUAACAAAUGGUGGUUUUCAAUCAUUGUCACACCACUUUCCGUUAUUGAUUGUUAACUUUAAUGCACCAUGGUGCUACUGGAGUAAUCGUCUGAAACCGUCUUGGGAGAAAGCUGCUACCAUUAUAAAACAGAGAUAUAAUCCUGACACUGAUGGGCGUGUUCUUCUAGGAAGUGUUGAUUGCACAGAAGAACCUGCGCUAUGUAGGAGGAACCAUAUACAAGGCUAUCCAUCUAUUCGGAUUUUCCGCAAAGGCAAUGACCUUAAAGAAGACCAUGGACACCACGAACAUGAAUCUUACUAUGGAGAUCGGGACACAGAGAGUAUAGUUAAGAUGGUGGAUGAACUGGUAGCACCAAUCCACCCGGAGACGCACAAGCUAGCUUUGGAUUGGGGUAUAUCCAAUGACACAGCAAAACUUCUUAAAAAGGCACCAGUUACAGGAGGUUGUAGAGUUGAAGGUUAUGUGCGUGUAAAGAAGGUUCCAGGAAACCUCGUUAUCUCAGCUCAUUCAGGAGCUCACUCGUUCGAUUCUUCUCAAAUGAACAUGUCGCAUGUUGUCACCCAUCUUUCAUUUGGGAGGAUGAUUGAUACUAGGUUGUUGACCGAUUUGAAGCGCUUGUUGCCAUAUCUUGGCCAAAGCCAUGACAAGUUGGAUGAAAAAGCAUUCAUAAAUCAACACGAGUUUGGUGCCAAUGUUACUAUUGAACACUACCUACAAAUAGUUAAAACAGAGGUCAUUACAAGAAGAUACGGUCAAGAACAUUCAUUGACAGAGGAACAUGAGUACACCGCUCACAGCAGCAUAACUCAGACUUACUACUUACCCGUUGCAAAGUUUCACUUUGAGCUCUCUCCCAUGCAGAUUCUAAUAACUGAAAAUCCAAAGUCCUUCUCACACUUCAUCACAAAUCUUUGCGCCAUUAUUGGUGGUGUUUUCACGGUUGCGGGAAUAAUAGAUUCGGUAUUACACAAUACAAUAAGACUGAUUAAGAAGGUCGAACUUGGGAAAAACAUUUGAUUGUCUACUGGAGGUUAGAGUUUACCAUUAAUUCAUAAAACCAUAGAAGAACCUCACACUUCUUAUUUUUGGAAUAGCUGUUCCUACAUAGAAAAACUCAGUAAAGAGAAAGAAGUUUUGUUUGACAGUAUCUUAGUUUCUUUAUCCUUAACAUGCACACAAUUAGAAAAUUUUAUUCACGUACAUGAGAAACAAAUGUGAAAAGAAUCAAACAACAAACACCAAUGGACACAAAGUGGGGUGAAAAUACAGAAACUUGUUACAUAGUGAAAACACAAGACAAAACAGAAACUUCUUAGUGUAGGAAUAGAGUUGAAGCAAGAGCAGCUCCGAGGAGA
Molecule: messenger RNA, 3003 nt
Organism: Brassica rapa (field mustard)
Lineage: Eukaryota; Viridiplantae; Streptophyta; Magnoliopsida; Brassicales; Brassicaceae
Product: protein disulfide-isomerase 5-3
Cellular component (GO): endoplasmic reticulum; COPII-coated ER to Golgi transport vesicle
Source: RefSeq, a predicted model, not a curated record